AUGGUUUUACUACGACAGGGCAUACAGCAUGUUCGAAAUUACUAUAACUCAGAAGCUCAAAUGAUAAGAAGUAGCUUUUCUCGGCCAUUCAUCUCACAGACAUACAAACAAGGUUUCUCAAAGCCAAGAUCAAAGGCCGAGGUCAAAUUACUGGCUGCUAAGAAACAUAGUGAAGCAGAAAAGAGACGUAGAAUGCGAAUCAAUGGUCAAUAUGAAACCCUCCGCAACGUCCUCCCUAACUUGAUCAAAAAGGACAAGGCAACAGUGUUAGCAGAGACUAUCAAGCAAGUGAAGGAGCUGAAGAAAAAAGUAUCAAAACUGGAAGAAGAUAGUCAUGGUAACCCAAAGGAAGUUAAGUUUCCAAGUGGGGCAGACAGGUUGAAUUUGGAAAAAUGUUAUGAUUCACAGGGCCUAGUGAAGGCCACAUUGAGUUGUGAGGAUAGGCCAGGAUUGAUGUCAGCUAUAACAAGGGCUCUGGGGUCAGUGAAAGCCAAAGUGGUAAAGGUUGAGAUGGUGACUGUGGGUGGAAGAACAAGAAGUGUGUUGUGGGUUCAAGGUCAUGGAAAUGAAGGCCUAGGAAUGCUCAAGAGUACUUUGAAGGUUGCCAUGCACAAACCAGCUUUUAAGAUGCGGCGGUUUACUCAAUAA
This is a messenger RNA of Abrus precatorius (Indian licorice), 648 nucleotides long. RefSeq names its product transcription factor bHLH131. NCBI's taxonomy places the organism in Eukaryota, Viridiplantae, Streptophyta, Magnoliopsida, Fabales, Fabaceae. The transcript is spliced from 3 exons. The coding region runs from base 1 to 648 and encodes 215 amino acids. Gene Ontology annotation, molecular function: protein dimerization activity; DNA-binding transcription factor activity. Gene Ontology annotation, biological process: regulation of DNA-templated transcription. The record is from RefSeq and is a predicted model, not a curated record.